AUGGCGGUGCAAAUGGCCGGAUCGCCUCGGGAACGGCGUUGUUUCCCUCUUCCUCCCGUUCGAGAAAUGCAGGCGGCGGAGGGGGCGGCGAAACUGCUUUACGUGGUGGUUGUAGAGGAUGACUCCGAGGCGCCGGCGCCGGCGCCGGCGGCAGCCGGGAAGGGUUCGCCGUCGUUUAGAUACACGCGUUCCGUCCUGCAGAGUACUCUGCAGCUCAUGGGUUGCAAGGCUCGUCACGCCUUUAAGAUUAGCCAAAGGGUUUUUGAUGUGAUGAAACACAAGCACUUUGUGGAGAAGUUUGUGUCAGAAUCUAUAGAGGUGUCAUCACAGGUUGCUAAAUUAUAUCCUCAAGGGGAGAAUAAAUGCUAUUUUCCACCCUGUUCGGACAAAGAAGAUGUUGAUCAUUCAUCUGAGGCGAAAGAUGUGAGCAAAAGCAAACCAUUUGAAUCGUACAAGAGACGCACAACCAUGGUUGUUGGAAGAAAAUAUUUUCUAGAUGUUGUAUGUGAUGCUCUCUCAGAGUACAAGUAUGUGGGUCCAAAUCAGAGGGCUGAUCUAGUAUUAGCUUGCAGAAUCAGAGAAAGAAAGGAAUCUGUGACUGUCUUACUCUGUGGCACGAGUGGCUGUGGAAAGUCUACUUUAUCUGCCUUAUUGGGUAGCAGGUUGGGUAUCACUACUGUUAUAUCUACCGACUCAAUUCGCCAUAUGAUGAGGAGCUUUGCUGAUGAGAAACAAAACCCAUUACUCUGGGCCUCAACUUAUCAUGCCGGUGAACAUUUGGAUCCAGUUGCAGUCGCAGAAGCUAAGGCCAAAAAGAAAGCCAAGAAAUCAGGUGGGGUUUCUGCUGCCUCUCUAGCUAAAGAUGAAGGGCUCAGUAAUCCCACUAGUGGAAAAUCCAAAUGCAAUACAACGGCUGGUGAUUUAAUUAGUCCGAAACAGAUGGCUGUUGAAGGAUUCAAAGCACAAAGCGAAAUGGUAAUUGACAGCCUCGAUCGACUUAUAACUGCAUGGGAAGAAAGGAAGGAAUCGGUUGUGGUCGAGGGCGUUCACUUAAGUCUCAAUUUUGUGUGCACGGCCUACUCUCUGAGAUCCAAGGGCAUGUUCCAGCUCAUCCAGAGGCAGGGCUCGACAAGGCACCUCAUGGCGCUUGUAAAUGGCGACGGCUCUGUGGCCAGGGCAUGGCCUGUUGACGUUGCGGGGGAUGGGCCUGUGUACGGGCCGCUGCGUGUUGGGAGGGCGGAGGCUGUGAAUCUGCAGUUUGGCCACUUAGGGAUUAGUGCUUGGCCUGGGGAUACGGGGGGCACGAGCCAUGUUGGGAGCUUUGACGAGUCGAGGGGAGAGCUGACGGAUAAUGGGAGCAGGUAUUACUCGUCGUGUGCCAGCUCGCCUAGGAUAUCUGAUGGGCCCGCCAAAGAGAUGGAGGGGUCAGUGGACGAGGAAUCCACAAAAUCGGACGAGGAGUACGAUGACCUUGCCAUGCAGGACAGUGGUUACAUGUGUGAUGAUGACGACCACCAAGAGUUAAACCUAACUAGAAUGAAGUCCAUGUAUUUGGUGCCAAUCUCGAGAGACGACUCCCAACCUUGCAACAAGGACAAACAAAAUCCCAACCAAUUCUUGAGAACAAAAAGCGAGCCUCUUUCUGAGUCGCUGGUGGUGCGAGGUUUUGCGAGUCCACUCAGGGACAAAAAUGAGAGAAGAGUGCCUCUGCCUGGCGAUGAUUAUAGAGCGCGAAGACUUUCUCUUGGUGUGCAUCACUUUUAA
Molecule: messenger RNA, 1764 nt
Organism: Striga asiatica
Lineage: Eukaryota; Viridiplantae; Streptophyta; Magnoliopsida; Lamiales; Orobanchaceae
Source: the annotation of a GenBank genome assembly